Messenger RNA from Frieseomelitta varia, 864 nucleotides. RefSeq lists its product as uncharacterized. The record is from RefSeq and is a predicted model, not a curated record. NCBI's taxonomy places the organism in Eukaryota, Metazoa, Arthropoda, Insecta, Hymenoptera, Apidae. Bases 85 to 633 code for a protein of 182 amino acids. The transcript has 2 exons.
AUUAAGUACGAACAUUAAAUAUAAAAAGUAUACAAACAAUUAUUAUACUUAAUGUGGAUAACAAUGCACUUCGUUUAGCCCUUCAUGUGCUGCGAAAUAUCAGAAGGGAUACCAAGUAAAAAGAAAACACCACCAAAGCCCGAAGAGAGAAAGGUAGAAGUAACAGAGAAAAUUGACAUCUAUUACUUCGACCAUGGGAAUUCUGCAUAUUAUCGAACAACGGACUCACCGCCGAUACUAGCGACCGAGAAAUGCGCCGAAAAAACCGAUCAGGCAGCGACACGUUUUUGGGCCGAGAUAUUUGGGACUAUUCACAUCGGCACUGCUUUCAUCACAGCAUUUGUUCUACAAUUAGUUCGAUUUAUACUUUACAGUAUAAUUCGACCAUUGACUGUGGGCAUUUUGCAACUGUUAGCAGACUAUUUUAUAAAACCCCUAUUGUCGAUUGUGUUCAAUACCCUGAUACAGCCUGUACUGAUACUGUUAUACAAUAUUGCAACGUCCUGCAAGGAUCUUUGCGAGCCUAUCGCUGAAGCGAUAGGGCUGUUCUUACGAGAGAUUGCUCACGUUUGCGCGGCGAUUCGGGUCGUCGAGGUGAAACAGGGUACCGCUCCCUCGGUUGCUUGCACUUGAUGAUCGGAAUUUGAAGAAAACAUGGGUUCUUACAAUGACGAGAGCAAGGGAAUAUGCUUUGUUGAGGGAAUAAGGUACAAAACUCAUAAUCUGUCCUCGUGACUUGUAAAAAAAUAGCACCAUGUAAACGCUGACUUAGGUUAGCUUCGGAAUUACCGUUUCCAAACUAUUUUUAACUUUAUUAUACCUCUACCUUGUACUAUGUCUGUUUCUCAUUGAUUAAGUGGCGAA